Molecule: messenger RNA, 2396 nt
Organism: Cynara cardunculus var. scolymus (artichoke)
Lineage: Eukaryota; Viridiplantae; Streptophyta; Magnoliopsida; Asterales; Asteraceae
Product: AP2-associated protein kinase 1
Exons: 9
Coding region: 183-2210 (675 amino acids)
Biological process (GO): protein phosphorylation
Cellular component (GO): cytoplasm
Molecular function (GO): protein serine/threonine kinase activity; ATP binding
Source: RefSeq, a predicted model, not a curated record
CCACCACUCAUUGUUCUCUCCCUCUCACGUUUCCUUAUGUUCAAAGCUACAAAUCGAGAUCUACGAAAACACAAUCAGAUCUUGCGCAAACAAACAAGCGGAGUCCACAAUAAUAGUCUGCUUUAGUUGUUCCCUGAUCCAUCCGAUUCGCUCUCACAAGAUUCAUCUGUUUGCUAUCAGACAUGUGGAGAAUCAAGCAAUUCAUGCCUAAGGAGAAGUCUGGGCUUGAAGGUCGUAUGAUUGACAUUGGAAACCUGAAAAUCCAUGUGCGCAAUGUCAUAGCCGAGGGGGGAUUCUCUUGUGUUUACUUGGCUCAGGAUGCUCUAAAUGGUUCAAAGCAGUAUGCGCUGAAACACAUGAUAUGUAAUGAUGAAGAAUCUCUAGAUCUGGUGAGGAAAGAAAUAUCUGUGCUUAAAUCGCUUCAAGGACACCCCAAUGUUGUCAUGCUAUGUGCUCAUACUAUCUUAGAUAUGGGGCGGACGAAGGAAGCACUCCUUGUAAUGGAAUAUUGUGAUAAAUCUCUGGUUAGUGUGCUGGAGAGCAGAGGUGCAGGGUUCUUUGAGGAGAAACAGAUACUUCUAAUAUUUAGGGAUGUCUGUAAUGCCGUUUUUGCAAUGCACUGUCAGUCACCACCCAUUGCUCACCGCGACUUGAAGGCGGAGAAUCUUUUGCUUGGAUCUGAUGGAUUAUGGAAGUUAUGUGAUUUUGGUAGUACCUCCACGAAUCAUAAACGUUUUGAGAGGCCAGAAGAAAUGGGUAUCGAAGAAGACAACAUAAGGAAGCACACAACACCCGCCUAUAGAUCCCCUGAGAUGUGGGACUUGCUCCUGAGAGAAGUUAUAAGCGAGAAAGUUGAUAUUUGGGCCCUUGGGUGUCUCCUCUUCCGCAUCUGCUACUUCAAGUCUGCAUUUGAUGGUGAAUCAAAGCUACAAGUUCUGAAUGGAAAUUAUCGCAUUCCAGAAUUGCCGAAGUACAGCUCAUCCGUGACCGAUCUCAUUAGGGACAUGCUACAAUCUUCACCAGAUUCCAGACCAGACAUCACGCAGGUGUGGUUUCGAGUUAAUGGUCUAUUAUCUGAUGGAUUACAGAAGUCAUUACCAGAUAGGCCCCCUGAAAUGCUCCAAACGGACAUGCCUGAAGGUCUUCCAAGGUCUGCAAAUAAAUCUAGUCCGAUGCCUCGCAGAAGCCCACCACCUCCUCCAACAGCUGCAGAAUUAGCUCGGAAUGCACCUCAACCAGUUCCUGCUUCGAGGACGGAGGGAACUGGUGGGCCCAUAGGUGCUUUCUGGACAACUCAGCAUGGUAAGGAUUCAGCUGUUGUUGAAGAGCUUAGCAAAGUUACAUUUGAUGAAGAGAUCACUGGUGCUGAAAGGAGUCGUUCAGAGAGGUUUUCUUUACACAGAACUAGUUCUCCAAAAGAUGAAGCUCCUCAUGCCCCCCGGCCCUCACAAAAAACUGUGCAAGGAAAAUCAGGUCCUUCAAAGGACUUUGAAAUGAACUUUUUCCAGGAUGGUCCAAGCCAUGCUACUGAGAGACCGAAAGCAAAAUCCAAUGACGCUUUCAAUGCUUUUGCAACUGAAUUUAGCGUUAACAAAGUCAGCCCUGGAAGAAGUAAUGUUAACACUGGGAAAGAAGAGCAGUUAGAGGCUGAGGUAGAAAGAUUAAGGGAACAGCUGCAGCAGAUUAAUUUGGAGAAAAGUGAACUAAGUUCCAAGUAUGAAAAGUUAUCUGGUAUUUGUCGAUCACAGAGACAAGAGUUACAUGAAAUGAAGCAAACUCUUGCUUCAAGAACUCCAUCACCAAAUAGAAGUGCCUCCAAAACCCAGUCAUCUCCUGGAACUCAACACCAUUCUCCCUCUCAGCAGCAGAAAGACGGAACAUUUUGGGAGCAACAAAAGGGAUUGUUUGAUAAAAGUUCUCCAAGCUCUGACCAAAACUCAUGGCAACCGUUUCCUGAGGCGGCACCAACUUUGACAAACAACUCGAAAUCUGUUAGAACCAGAAAUGGGCAGCAGAACAAGCAAGGUGGUGAAGUAGGUGGUGGCAACAGCAGUUGGAGUUUCGGAGCAGAAAGCUUUACAGCGGUUCCUGCUGCCAGCCCUCAGGUAAACGUAUCUAGCCCCAGUUUGAAUAACUCUCAGCGUUUUGGUGAGUCAAAAAACAAAGAAAGUAAGUCGGCUUCCCAACCUGCGGGAUGGGCUGGGUUCUAGUCUUAUCCUUGGUCGGAGAUGUUAUAGAAAAUGUGUUGAACCCUGUGAAAUAUUUGAGAAAAUUGGGUAUAGGAAAGGGGAACACACUUGAAAGAAAACAUUUAUGGGCUUGUUUUUGUGGUGUUGCUAUGUGUGUGUUUUGUAUACAGAUUGACGUUAAGAAUGACUAUCGGCUUUUCUUGUGUU